This is a messenger RNA of Botrytis byssoidea, 1533 nucleotides long. RefSeq lists its product as uncharacterized. The coding region runs from base 1 to 1533 and encodes 510 amino acids. NCBI's taxonomy places the organism in Eukaryota, Fungi, Ascomycota, Leotiomycetes, Helotiales, Sclerotiniaceae. The transcript is spliced from 5 exons. The record is from RefSeq and is a predicted model, not a curated record.
AUGGUCAGCAACCAGAAAAAUAUUGAAGAAGAAGAAUAUGCUGUUCAUCUUAAACUACUCAAAGAUGAUCCAAAUGGCCGUGAUCGAGAUAAUCAACAGUAUAUCACACCAGUUUUCCCAGCUUCACUUCGAAAUCAAAUCGAGCAGUAUGGAUUGAUAGCCGGACAUUCCAGUAUUCUGACCAACAGUGAUAAUCGGAAGGAUCCCCGACUUUUCUACAAUAUAGCUGCGCCUUUCAGUACAUUCAUUUGUGGCUCACAAGGAAGUGGGAAAUCUCAUACUCUGUCAUGCCUUCUGGAAAAUUGUCUUGCGAAAUCAUCCGUUAGUAAGGUGAAGAAACCUCUAUCGGCUUUAUUGUUUCACUAUGAUGCAUUUAUUGGCGAUGUGAAAGGAACCCCUUGCGAGGCUGCUUACCUUGCAAGCAAUCGAGACAUAAAAGUUCGAGUUCUAUGUCCUCCGACCAAUUUUAGAACCAUACAACGCACAUAUAGUGGUAUCAAGGGUGUUAAAAUUCAGGAACUAUGCAUUGACGAAACUGAUCUUACAACGCAAAGAAUGUUGAGCUUGAUGGCCGUCAAAACAUCAGAAGAAAUGCCACUCUAUCUCCACACUAUCACUAGAGUCUUGCGGGUUCUCAGGCUUGCUCACCAAAUCAACGGAAAGCCUUUUCAUUACGGAGAAUUCAAGAAGCAUCUUGAGGAUCUUCGACUGACAACUGGUCAGGAAGGACCGCUCAUACAACGAUUAGACACACUAGAAAGCUUUAUGCCAAUUGAGCAGAGAUCAGCUAAGUCUUCUGCCCCCUUAAAAAGAGGAAAAGGAACUGAUUGGAGCAUAAAGGCGGGAGAACUUACAAUCGUUGACCUUUCAUGCCCGUGUGUGACUGUCGAAGCUGCAUCAUCUCUCUUUAACAUGUGUCUCUCAUUAUUUCUAGAAGAGACAUCUGACAUAGGCAAAGUUGUUGCCCUUGAUGAGGCCCAUAAAUAUAUGUCGAAUAGUACAGGAGAUGCCUUGACCGGUAAUUUAUUAUCCACAAUCCGUCUCCAGCGCCAUUUGGGUACACGUAUUUUUAUUUCCACACAAGAACCAACAAUUUCUCCCGCCCUCAUCGAUUUAUGCUCCAUGACUAUUGUUCAUCGCUUUUCCAGUCCUGAAUGGCUCAGAUGUCUUCGUUCACAUGUUGCCGCACUACAUAAUUCGGGAUCCAAUUCUCAGGAUGAUGAGUCAACGAGAAGGAAUGUAUUCAAGGAAAUUGUAACAUUGCGAGUGGGUGAAGCAUUAUUAUUCGCACCCGAAGCAGUGAUCUACAAGGAUUGUGAUAGGAUCAACUUAUCACCCGGUAAUGAAUCUUCGGCUACAUUGAUCAGCGGCAAUAGUAACAAUAAUGUGUCAGAAAAGGGAAAGGAGAAGGCAAUCGAAAGAGAUGAUGACGAUGACGAACAAACAUUGAGAAAGUUGGGAACAGAUUAUGUUAAGAUAAAGGUCAGAGCUAGGCUCACUAAUGAUGGUGGAAGGAGUGUUUUGGCUGCUUGA